AUGUCUCUAAAAUUGAAAGUAGAUCUAAUGGAUGAAGAAGUCAAUGAGAAAAGCAGAGAACCCAGCAACGGAGAAGCGACAAGCAAGGAGGAAGACAAGAGGGAAGUCAACAGAGGCGUAGAGGAAAAUGAAAGCCUGGCUAAUAAAAAUCAUUGCAAGGAGGCAGUGAUUGAGGAAGGAGAUGAUCAUGAACUCUCAUCAGGAGAUGAUAGAUACGUCACCUGUGUAGAAGUUCUAAGCGGCGAUGAGAGCAAAGCAGCAAAAGACAAUGAAAUCACUAGGGAGGAAAGUGCUAGCUGCACAGGAAGUUAUGAGCUUGGUGAAACAAGCAAUGGAGGAUGUGGAACCAGCGAUGAAAAGGGCAGUGAGGACGGGACACAACUAAAGGAAAUGCCCGGGAAAAGUAUUCUGAUGGUAAAACUAAAGACCGAAAAGAAGAAUGUGCAAAGCGCUAUACUCGAAGUACGUCCUGAAACUAUUGGCGUGGUCGCAAGGAACAAGAGCGUAACCCUUAAUGUCAGAGAGAAGGACUCAAAGAAAAAAGAGCAAGAUGAUGCCCCCCCCCCCCCCAAUCCUGCAUGGAGGUUAAGUUUGAAAAUAAAAGAGGAGACAGAAAUCACCUCUCCUGGGAGAAGGCUGUUGGAGAAUGUAGAGGUCGGCCUUCAAGAAGACAAAUUCACACCAAAACGAGGCGACCAGCACAUGUCACAUUUCCGACACCAGCAGACUGUGGGACAGAAAGCAGAGACCAAAGAGUGGCAACUGGAUACGGAUGAUAUCCGGUACGGGGUUCACAGAACCUACUCGGACCAACCCCCACCAAAAGAACCGGGUUGCUGGACCAUAUGCAAGGUGUUGGGAAUGGACCUGUGCUGUUGUUGCCUCUGCACGUCGCCCCCAGAUCCAUAUUUUAUAGAGGAGGUAGAGGAUGAUAAAGAGGCAACUUGGCAAGAGGAAAGGAGUGAAAAUGGACAAAUCAAACCAGAUGGCAAAGACUUGGAGGAUUUCUCGUUCAAUGAUAACUUAGUAGAGACUAAGCCAAAACGUGUUGGGAGGAUGAAGAGGAUCAGGCGCUUUUUUAAACGUCUCUUCUGCUGCACAUCAGGGCAACACAAUGCCUGCAUGGCCUGCAAUGCUUAUCGACAUUGUAUGUGUAAAGGCACUCCACAGCAUGCUGAUGCAAACCAUUUUUGUCCGGUUCUUGUGCUCAUGCACAUGAUGAAAUACCACUCAGAUAAUAAAGUGUCUGGGGGUCAGUCAGUUAAGAUCAACAUUGAUGGGCGCCAAACAGAGAUCUGUGAGAGUGGGGACUACACCAAAUGA
Molecule: messenger RNA, 1323 nt
Organism: Magallana angulata
Lineage: Eukaryota; Metazoa; Mollusca; Bivalvia; Ostreida; Ostreidae
Exons: 14
Coding region: 1-1323 (440 amino acids)
Source: RefSeq, a predicted model, not a curated record